GUCCUGGGGUCGAUUUGAUUCGACUGAAGGCGGUGCUCCAGCAUGGCCGCAGUCAAAUGACUGAAACAAGUAAAAGAGUAAAGAGAGUAAUUAUGCACCAUCUGGCAACCCUUCAAAGUACACGAACCAAUAAGGGAGACUAAUCUCGUUACUCGGUCUGAUAGAAUUAGUUGCCGAACCUCUUCCAAUUCACUUUCUCCCAUUAAGAACAUGUUUGGAUAACAUAAUCUUAGCAAAACUCUCCUUAUAGAGACAGGAUGCUCAUGGUUAGAUUGUCUUGCUAACAUGUCUGUUCGACUAGAGCAGGUCUGAUCUGGUUUAGCUAAAUAACAUCAGCGUCACCUGGCCUGCUAGAAAUAGCAGCCAAAUCUCUCUUAAUUAAAUCCUAGUGCCCUAAAAAAUAAUGGACACAUCCGAUAGUGUAGUCUAUGGAAUACUUUGCCUUGGGGGGAAAAAAACACGAUGGUCACGGCUGGAACGACGAUCAGACAACAAUUUAAUUUAACCUAACACAUUUAUUAUUACCCAUCUGAAAUAUACAAGGGUCAUUAAUAAAGAAUUAAAAAAAACACAACUAUCUCGCACUACCUAUAUUCUUCUCCCUAGCACUCUUCUCCUAAAUUCAUCGUAUUGUGUUUCUCUCACCUACCGCUUACCUGUUGUUAUUUAUAUUCAAACAGUAAAUGCAUUGUUACUCAAUUUGAUCUUUCUGAACUAAAAAUAUGAGUAACAGGCAAGAAUUUUACCUUUUUAGAUUAAGGAAAUAAUAUAAAGAAGGACAAAUGAAAAAGGAAAUCAACAUUAAAACUCAUGUAGCACCGUUUCAAACCGAGGCUUUUUUUUUUCAUCUUCAGAGUGACUCGCAGACUUGAAAAUCACAUUCAUUACAUUGCCUUAUUAUUUCUACAAUAUUAUAUAUUACAUCGAUCUUUCUGUUUGGUGAGCGAGAGAAUAUAUCUAUAUAUAAAUAUUUGAUUAUAUUUAGACGUCUCACGUAAGUAAACAAGACAUCAACAAUGACUGCAUUGGCCAACAACCGUUUAUGUUGCCUGCGAUCGCUUCUUCAACGUUCGACAUGGUCUACGAGACAACACGUUACCCCUCAGUUCUGCUUCAAACAGUAUUCCAGUUCUUUUUCCAGGUUUCGAUCGUCAUUCCGUGAAGAACAAACACCACGAAACCUAAAGAAUAUUUUCAAAAGUCUACUUCUUCGACUAGGAGCCGGCAGCGCGGCUGUUCUCCUCGUCGGUAGUUACUUGUACGACGGCGGGGGUGGCAACAGGCAAACACUAUCUACUGUUGCAGAAUGCCGGCAACCCCCAGUGCCACAGCGACUCGUGAAGCUACCCACAUCAGAAAAACUUACAUUAGAAGAAGCUAUAGUCGUAGCUAAAGAUCUCGCCGAAUGCAAAAAGGCUGAAUGUAGUGCCCCUGGCUUGGUUAUUGCAGUCAGCAUUGAUGGAGAACUUGUCUGGAGCGAAGGGUUCGGCUAUGCUGACCUGGAGAAUCGAAUUCCAUACACCCCAUCCACCGUGACCAGGAUUGCCAGCAUUAGUAAAUCCAUCACCAUGGCAGCAGUAGCCAAAAUGUGGGAGAAUGGACUGCUUGAUCUUAACAAACCAGUCCAGCACUAUGUACCAUCCUUCCCUGAGAAAGAAGUAGAUGGGGAAAAGGUGACACUAACUGUCCGUCAUUUGCUGUCUCACAUGGGUGGUAUUCGUCACUACAACAGGACGUAUAUAGAUAAGGAUGCUGAUAAAAAUAGUAACGAUAAUUCUAAGGAUGAUUCAAAGAGUGCCGAUAACACCACCACCAAGAACAACAACAACAAUGCCUCUACCAACAACAACAACAACACUAACAACAACAACAACAGCAAGGAACUUGUUAAACUAUCUGAAUCUUCAAACAACAGCGACUACAAAAUGGAGGAAAUGUAUCUGAAAAAGUCCUUCAAAAAUGUUGACGAAGCCCUAACGCUCUUCAAAGACGAUCCUCUUGUUCACAAACCAGGCAGUAAGUUUCUGUAUACAACACACGGCUGGACAUUGGUGAGUGCUGUCUUGGAGAAAUCUUCAAAUAUAUCUUUAACAAAGAUGAUGCCCUCAGUGUUCAGAGAGCUCGGACUUCACAACACCUACCUGGACAGGAAUAAACCCAUCAUAUAUAACAGAUCCAGGUUCUACAGUGUUUCAAAGAAUGGACAAGUGGUUAAUGCUCCCUACGUUGACAAUUCUUACAAGUGGGCUGGUGGUGGAUUCCUUUCAACUGCUGAGGACUUGAUAAAAUUUGGAAAUGCAAUGCUGUACAGCUUCCAAUUUGAUGAUAAUGUAUCACCUUUGAGUACAAAAACAGGACAAGGUAUGCAAAACAAAGAGAACAACAAUGAAGCCAGGUUGAAGGGCUAUCUAAAGCGCAAAACAAUGUUGGAUCUGUGGAAACCUGUUGAAGGGGCCAAAGUCUCUGAAGCUAAUGAUAUUUACUAUGGACUUGGGUGGGAGCUAAUUCCUUUCAAACAUGAGCAUGCUUAUUGCUUGAAGAACCGUUUCUAUGCUUUCCAUACUGGGAAUGCUGUUGGUGCUAGUAGCAUUUUGCUUAUGUUACCUCGAGAUUCAUUGCAGCCAGAGGCUAAUCCUCCCAAAGGAGUGGUUGUGACUGCCAUCUGCAAUAUUGGUGAUAUUAGUCUACGUAAAUUGGCCUUGUCUGUAGCUGAUCUGUUUGAUCGGGUAUAGGAGUUUGGUGUUGUUACUGACUGACUGGACGAAAGACAACGAAAGAGAAAUUGAAGUAAAAAAGAAAGAAGAAAUGAUAAAGAAAUAAAGAAAAAUAAAGAAAAUUUGGAAGAUUGAAAGAAAAAAUGAUAAUGAAAUAAAGAAAAAUUUGGAAGAAUGAAAGAAAAAAUGAUAAUGAAAUAAAGAAAAAUGAUAGAGAAAAAUUUGGAAGAAUGAAAGAAAAUGAUAAAGAAAUAAAGAAAAGUGAUAAAGAAAAUUUGGAAGAUUGAAAGAAAAAAUGAUAAUGAAAUAAAGAAAAAUGAUAAAGAAAAUUUGGAAGGAUGAAAGAAAAAUAAAGAAAGAAAUAAUGAAUGAAAGAAAUAAAAACAAAAUUAAUAGUGAAAAAACAAUAACAGCAUUUGAUCUCAUUUUCAUUAAGAAUUAUGACCAUAUUGUAAAUGUGGUGAUAGGAGUAAAUGUAGAUUAUUGUUUUAUUAUAAUGUAAUAACACUGUGGAAGUGAUGUUUCAGUUGAAUCUUGUUAUAUCCCUGGUAUUGAUCUUUGUUAUAUUGUUUUUCUCUGUUGCACCUGAGAAGGGACCAGCAUGGCGACCCUAUUGAAUUUGAAUCACUUUAAAAAUUUAUUUUUUUAAUAAAGUUAGUCAUUCCUGACCAAAUAUACUCCA
Molecule: messenger RNA, 3396 nt
Organism: Octopus bimaculoides (California two-spot octopus)
Lineage: Eukaryota; Metazoa; Mollusca; Cephalopoda; Octopoda; Octopodidae
Product: serine beta-lactamase-like protein LACTB, mitochondrial
Biological process (GO): proteolysis; regulation of lipid metabolic process
Cellular component (GO): mitochondrion
Molecular function (GO): peptidase activity
Source: RefSeq, a predicted model, not a curated record